AUAUAUAUGUAUUUACUAUGUACAGACGCGUGUGUCGCAUUUCUUAAUUGUUAUCUCUCUUGUUUUUCGUCUUCUCUCUUUCUUAUCUUUUUCUUCUUCGAAUCGAAAUGUCUUUCAGUCAAUGUUGUACGUUAGUAGAAUUUUAAUAAGCGAAAGAUUUAUUGAUAUCGUCUCAAGCCUAAUCUAAAUUUCAAUUUCUCGCGCAAUUUGCGCGUAUUACCGGCUUACAUUACUCCAGGAAUUCGGAAUAAAUUAAUUUACGCUAAUAUCGAAUCUAGAGGAACGUCAUGAUUAUGCGGCUGCAGGUGUAGAUAAUAUAUAUCUACAUCUGCAUGUACAUAAUGUGCAUAAACACGUCAAGAAAUAAGUACGAUCGAGUCGAUUCAUCUAAUAUAAAAUCGACUUUAUGACGAUAUCGUCUGCAGCACCCUAUAUAUAUAUAUGUGUGUGUGUAUAUUUAACUCUAGCGAAACGGAAAAGAUAUAAGGAAACUUUUCAUCGUGGUUUGAUGAUUUCGAGGAAGAAUAAAAAGUCUGUGUUUCCUUAAAAAUCCUUCUCUUUCUUUCUUCCUUUUUUUUUUGAUAUUGACAAUAAGAAAAAUAGAAUUUAUAGGAAGAAAAGAGAAAAAAAAAUUCUUCAAACAAAAUGUUUCAAAUGCAAACAAUAAAAGCCAAUAUAUCUCGAUCGCACUUUCUUCCGAUAGGAUCUUUUCAAUUAUCUUCGUCAAAUGGAACGGAUAUAAUAAAUAUUUGCUAUUUUUUAAUAUCUGCACCAUAAGUUACUAUCGUUAUAGACGCAAGGAGAAAAAAGUUGUAUUCUCUACUUGUAGAGAUCUUUCUUAUAUUUUUACAACAUCCGAAAAGAAUAGGAAAAACAAUUGGAACAUUCAACACGGAGAAUUACAACAAAAGUUAUCGUCGAAUAAUGAAAUGUAGUUCCACGCAUGGGCUACGCCAGCAGGAUAUUCUGACCGUAAAAGUCUCCUCCUCUCACAUUGACGAACUUGAAACGCAAUGCAAAGUUUCGAGUCCAGUUUGUCGACGUUAUAGUCGUUGAGUUAUAUCGAGUAUAAUCGUUCACGAUUUUGAUGGUAACGUUUAUGCGUUGAAAUAUAUUUCAACGGUAAGCUCGAUAACGAGGACGUCACUCAUCGUAAAAAGCGGUACGAAAGAACUGUCCAUCUUCAUCGAGAGAGAAAGAGAGAAAGAAAAAGAGAGAGAGAAGUGUAAACGAAAAGGACACGGAGACACGGAUGAAUAAAAUAGUUCGACUUUCGUAGUGCUCGAUCUCAAUCAUGUUUGGAGAAUCGGACGGUUCGUAAAGGAAAAGAUUUGUUUGAUCUCGACAUAGAUUUUCAACGAUAUCUCGAAGAAUAUUAAACGUAAUUCGGUGAUAAAAGUGAACUAAAGUCAUUUCUAUCUGGUAAAGAUAGAAUAUUACUAUCUCGGAUAGUCUCGGAAGAAAAUACGAUUUUCAAUUUUGGAUCCUUUGUAAGGAAUCGUAACGAAUGUGAUCUCUAAUCAAAGCGAAGAUAUAAGAAAAAUCAAUUUUCUUAUUUCUUUUCCACCGGAAACGAGUGAGUCCUGGAAAAAAUCUUUGGAAAUUAUUUUAUUGAUGUAAUAAUCAUAUAUAAGAACCAUUAAAAGGAUAAAAUCACCAAGGAAAUAUGUCGAGAGUUAAAGAUAUAUUAAUAACGGCAUUUACAUUGCUAUUAUCAUUUAGCUUGGUGGCUUCCAUUGGCGAAGAGUGUAAGAUCGAUAAUAAACGCGUUACAUGCCAGUGCGAUGGGACUCAGAAGUUGUAUCUACCAGACGAAUACAAUUAUAAGAACGUGACGAGUCUGAGUUUAUCGUCGUGCUUGACGGCAAAUCUACUCUUCUCCAGUUUCACCGAGGAAAAUCAACUCGAAGAGCUCGUUGUAAAGAACAUUAACGAACCUUUUACUUUGGAAUUGUUUCUUAAUUCGGUCGAAUUGAAACGAUUCGAAUUGUCGAAUAUAAAGAGAAUACCUUUUGUCAUGCACGACACAUUUUUGAAUAUAAAAAACAUCGAACACUUUGAGAUACGAAAUGUUCACAUCGAUUAUUUCGAAGAACAGUUUACGGCGAUUAAAACGAACCACUUUGUUAUGGCUAAUGUUACGAUAUCCCGUAUGGAAGGAUUCAAUAUAUCGGAAAAGGGUGAAACUUUGCAAAUAAUCAAUUGCGAAUUUCGAAACAUCUCGACGUUGUUAAACUUUGGACACUUUACCAAAGUGGAGAUCGUUAAUUCGAAAUUUGCGUUGCAGAAAUCGGGAAAUCUUUCCAUUGGAAGCGACCUAGCGAUAAUUCGAGACAAUAUUUUCUUUAACGUAAGCAUGAAUGUCUUCGGUGCGAAGAAUAUAAAGAUAAAUAGCACGUGUGCAGAUGGUAAAAGUUCUCUCAGACUGUCGUCGAAUAAAAUCGAGAGUUACGGUAACAGAUUGCCCACGGCUAUCAUUUACACGAGAGGUCAACCGUCAAAUCAAUCGCCAAUCGUUUUGGAAAGCAACAAUACCAUUUGCAAAGCAGGCAAUUGCAAAUGUCCAAAAAGCAAUGGGGAAAAUGGAAAUAGACCGAGCAUAAUCAUAUGUUUCUUUGAGAUACUUUUAUUCUUCGCGUAUUCGAUAGUUCGUCCGUAAUUAAUUCGAUCUAAAAGACGUCUGUGUGUAGUAUUCACCGAAGAACUGACAUAAUUCAAAAUCUACACAACAAUUGAGUUUAUUCGAAAUAUACAAAAUUCUAAAAAUAUCUAAUAAAUAUCAGUAUUACUACGUAAAAAUAUUUUAUGCUACAAGAAACAACGUUAUUAGGAACUAUUUCAUUAUGUAUGUGAUUAGUUUUGAAAUUAUGCGCAAGGGUGCACUUUAUAGACGGGAUAUAAUCUUUCGAAAAAAAAUCAGUGCAUUACAGAGGUACGAUAUGAUCGGUUCGUUAUUUUAUCUAUUAUCGUAUCUUAAAUCUCAUCCACAUCUUCGUAUCGUCGCGAAUAUCGUCAUUAAUCUAUGUAGUUUUAUUCAUGCAUCCGUAUCGGUCCAAACUCCAGAUGCUUCCAUUUGCAAAUCGAUAGCAGUGGAAUGAAGCGAUAACGAGUCUUUUAAGUCAUUAAUCUCUUGUAACAUCAGUCUGUUAUUUUCUUCUAAACGGCAUAUCGUUUGUUUAUACAACAUUACUUCUUUUUCAUGAUCAGUCUGUGCCUUUUGUAUUACUUUCUCUUUAGGUACAUAUGUACCUACAUGAAAAUACAAAGGAAAGGAUUGAAAAGCAUUAAUUGAUAAUAAUCAUAGAUUAAGUAAUAAUAAAUUUUGAAACUAUAUGAACCAGCAGAUUUCUGUAACUGUUCCCGUAGUUUAUUACCGCUCUGUAUGAUCCUUCUUAAUUCGUGUUCGUGUUGACUGUCCUUCGAUAACGAUUGCUUCUUUAACUUGGUUACCUGCAGUUUAAGACUAACUUGUUAGAUAUUCUAACAUCUUUGAUAUUAAAAAUAAAUCAUAUAUAACUUAUAGUUGGUCACCUCAUUUUUUUCUUGUUUUAAAUCACGUAAAAUGGCAUCAUUUUGUACUUUUAGUCUUCUUUCCUUUUCCCGUAUUUGUGCCAACAUGGUAUGUCCUUUCUGCAAUUCUUCCUUGAGUCGUUUAACAUGAUUCUAUAUUUAAAACGAAUCUAUUAAUUGUUACACGAUCGAUUAAUUAUUAUAGAAUUAUCAUAAAUAUUAAUUUACUUACUGUUCAAGGUAUAUCCCUAUGCAGCAUGUAAUUAUAUGUAAUAUGAAUAAAGAUCUUAUAAUUUUGA
Molecule: messenger RNA, 3809 nt
Organism: Vespa velutina
Lineage: Eukaryota; Metazoa; Arthropoda; Insecta; Hymenoptera; Vespidae
Exons: 2
Coding region: 1667-2659 (330 amino acids)
Source: RefSeq, a predicted model, not a curated record